Molecule: messenger RNA, 1796 nt
Organism: Aedes aegypti (yellow fever mosquito)
Lineage: Eukaryota; Metazoa; Arthropoda; Insecta; Diptera; Culicidae
Gene: msl-3
Product: male-specific lethal 3 homolog
Exons: 4
Coding region: 167-1777 (536 amino acids)
Biological process (GO): regulation of DNA-templated transcription; chromatin organization
Cellular component (GO): nucleus; NuA4 histone acetyltransferase complex; MSL complex
Source: RefSeq, a predicted model, not a curated record
UUAUGAGUUUUGUCAUCAAAGUUUUCCGCGUCGUCGCGUGUUGUUUAUCGCGGCUUGCAUUUUCUGUCGACAAUUUUGUAUCUUUUGCGUUUUAAAUACCUGAAAACAAUCAAUUUAAAGUGUGAUUAAUAGUGCUCCAAACGGCUUCAAGAUUGAUCCCUCCAAGAUGGUGUCGACCCGCGGGCAGAGGUAUAAAUUUUCGGACGGAGAAAAAGUUCUCUGUUACGAGCCGGAUCCCACCAAGGCAAAGGUCUUGUAUGACUCCAAGGUAAUAAAGGUACUGGAGGUAUCGGAAGGAAAGGAUAAACGCGGUCGGAAGGUGAUCGAAUACUUGAUUCAUUUCCAAGGCUGGAAUUCCUCUUGGGAUCGAAAGGUUGGUGAGGAUUUCAUACUCAAAGACACGGAGGAAAACCGGCAGCUGCAGAAAUCGUUGGCAGAAAAGUCCCAACUUCAUCAGGGAACUUAUCUGUACCGGAAAGAACGCAAAAAGCAAAGGGACAAAUCGUUGACGGCCCGCAUUGAAAGUCUCACACAGCAAAUAGGACCACAGAAUAAACCGCCGGUUCAGCCCUUGUCGGAGGAAGGAAGUUCCUGCAGUAACGGGUUUGGACGCGAUGAAACCGAUUUCAGCAUUGAACCUCCACUAGAUCUCGACACCGAAUACUACAGCAGUUCCGUGGAAAGUACACACGAAGAGGACAAAGUCUACCUCCAGGUAGGUGACAAAUUGAAGCGAAUUCUGGAGUAUGACUACCAUAUGGUAUCGGAAGGAAGGCUGGUAGAAAUUCCUGCUCAACUACCAAUCGUCACAAUCCUCGAACACUUUGUUCGGCACUAUACUAUCCGGCAACUAUUCGGCCAAGAGCAGGCCAAACUUCGACGACGAAACAGCUCAUUCCUUAAGGGCGAUCAGAAGACGAAAGACUAUGAAACCAUUCGUACGAAUGUUGAACUCUGCAAAGAAGUCGCGGACGGUUUGCGGCUGUACUUUGAUUUCACUCUCAAGGAUUACCUAUUGUAUCCUUUGGAAAGGCAUCAGGCAGAGCUUGUGUUAUCAGAAGAAUAUCUCAUGAAUUUCACCUACGUGUCCUCUCCUGCCCUUUCGCUUGAAUUGCUAACAAUUCGUUUGGAAUCGCCGACAAACGAUUCCAGUACGGAUCACACAGACCCGACUGUCUUCGGAAGUUCUCUGGCAGCCCAAGAAGAGAAGAGACGCCGUCGAUUGAGGUCACACAAAAACGAAGAGAACGAAUUCAUACUGGACAUGGGCUUCCUGAAGGCAGAAACCCACUCGCCGGGCAACCCACAAGCAUUGGCCUAUUCGCUGCUGAAAAGUGUGUUUCCUGCCAACGUCACCAUCUCAUAUCAAGCGAAAGAGAUUUUGGAGGACGCUUUCGCCUGGAAGAUUCUUCCUUCGGAUGCACCAGCCGAACCGUCGAUGAUUUACGGGGCCACCCAUUUAGCCCGUUUGAUCGUGAAAUUACCGGAGUUCCUCUCCGCUUCCUCUAUGGCCGACGAAAAGUUGAAAUUGUUGCUGAAGUUUCUGGACUGUUUUUCUGACUACAUCGAAGAGCAUGAAGAAUGGUUCGGGAGCCACGUGUACAGUGAGAAAAAAGCAAAUCUGCUGGACUGUAAGUUAGAGGACAGUGUCGGAUUGUCCUCGAUGGUUGGCGGCAUCCGGAUCAAGGAGGAAGAUCUGGAUUUGCAUGACGAUGGAAUCAUGGCCGGACCGUUGCUUUCGGAUGUGAAGGUAGAGGCCACCAGUUUGCUGUCGUAAUAAAGUUUUGUGCAUCCAG